UAGAGCUCUCUGUCAGUUGGACAACAAUCUCUCAGCUCUGCGACGUCACUUUGGUGCUGCCGAUACCUUUGUUUGCGCAAGUUCGUUGAGUCUCUCUCUCCCUCCGAACAGGUUGGACUACUAGACACACCUGCGGGGAGAAGAAGGAAGCCUUGUACAGCCUACACCGGGACGCCAUUCUUCACUCCAUCUUUGACAUCUGUGGACGACGGACGGGUAGAAAGCCGACGAGGGAAACUUUUUUUUUUUUGCUUGUUGUUCUCCGUUAAUUCGUUUCAAGCUUGAAUCACUUUCAUCAUGGGCAUUUGGAUUGCUCUUGUUCUCGUUGCCUUCGCUGCGGGAGCCGCAGCUCAAACCUGUCAGUGUAACACGAUGAAGUGGGCGACCUGUGAUGGUACACCAUGUGUGUGUACCGUUCUAAUCGGCGAGAACGUGAAACAACCGCUAAACUGCUCCGCAUUGAUCCCUAAGUGCUUCCUGAUGAAAGUUGAGAUGUACAGAGCUAAAAAGGGCCAGUCCGUCCGUGGUGCAGGAGGAAAGCCAGUGGAGUCUGCCUUUGUGGACAACGAUGGCAUCUAUGACCCAGACUGUGAAAGCAAUGGCAACUUCAAGGCCAAGCAGUGCAACAACACCGAGGAGUGCUGGUGUGUCAACAGUGCCGGUGUUCGUCGAACUGACAAGGGAGACAAGAAUAUCAAGUGUGACAAGCUGGUGGAGACCCACUGGGUUCGUCUUCAGCUGACUCACAAACCUGUGACAACUCCAUUGAAUGCCAGUGGUUUGAAGGCCGCAAUUGCAAAUGCCAUUCAAACACGUUAUGGCAACUUUGACAAGAGCAUGGUGCAGGAUGUCGAGUAUGACGCUGAUGCUCGCAUGAUUGUGGUGGAUGUGAAGAAGCCAAUAGGAAACCGCCAACAUGACCUGGCCAACAUGGCCUACUACAUGGAGAAAGAUGUGAAGGUGCUGCCUUUGUUCAAGAACGAUGAGUUGAAGUUUAUGCCAUCUCUGGGCGGCCAGAACGUGGAGAUGGAGAACAUCCUGGUGUACUAUGUGGACGAGGAGCCCCCGACUUUCACCAUGAAGAACCUGUCUGGUGGGAUCAUCGCCGUCAUCGUGGUGGUGGUCCUGGCUGUGGUUGCCGGCCUGCUGGUCCUGUUCUUUGCCCAAAGGCGACAGAAACGGAUGUACAAACAAGCCCAGACAAGCGAGAUGGCAACCAUGUCUUAAAAGAAUAUCUUCAUCGCAGCAGGAGUUUAUGAAGAGUAGCCUUGUACAUCACAUUUUUGGAUUAUCUUUUCUGCAGUGGGAGUGUGCCAUUUACAAUUUUUAUUUGAGGAAUACAGAUCGUAAAGGAACAAUGAACUUGCUUUUUGUUGGCACAUACUGGUACCACCAUUAUUUAUAAAUUGCAGUCUUAAGACCUCGUCCAAUCUCUAUAUGCCAUUUUAAAAACUGCUUUUUACAAUAUGCUUGGCACAUGCCACAUUGUAAUGUUAGAACUUGAGUGUUUUAAAUUCCACAUCAUAGAUUGUACAGUUUGUUACGUACUGUGUGUUUGGGUGUUUAUUUU
Perca fluviatilis (European perch) is the source of this 1570-nucleotide messenger RNA. RefSeq names its product epithelial cell adhesion molecule (gene epcam). Bases 298 to 1227 code for a protein of 309 amino acids. Gene Ontology annotation, cellular component: membrane. The transcript has 9 exons. NCBI's taxonomy places the organism in Eukaryota, Metazoa, Chordata, Actinopteri, Perciformes, Percidae. The record is from RefSeq and is a predicted model, not a curated record.